Molecule: messenger RNA, 371 nt
Organism: Pygoscelis adeliae (Adelie penguin)
Lineage: Eukaryota; Metazoa; Chordata; Aves; Sphenisciformes; Spheniscidae
Product: leucine-rich repeat LGI family member 4-like
Exons: 3
Molecular function (GO): protein binding
Source: RefSeq, a predicted model, not a curated record
GUCCCUGGUGCGGUGGCACAUCGAUGUCCUGGGCGAGGGCAGCUUCCGUGACACCCCGGCCCUGCAGCUGCUGUAAGGUCCCCACGCUGCCCCCGACGCGUCCCCAAGGUCCCCACAGUGUCCCAUCGGUGUCCCCUCAGUGUCCCCAAGGUCCCUGUGGUGUCCCCGUGGUGUCCCCAAGGCCCCCACGCCAUCCCAAACGUGUCCCCAGCGUGUCCCUGAGGUUGGUCACUGCCGGGCGCCUGGGGACCAUCGGGGAUGGGGCCUUCGCCGGGCUGGUGCUGCUGGAGUACUUGUUCAUCGAGGACAAUGACGUGGGGACGAUCGCCCCCACAGCGCUGCGGGGUCUCCGGGGGCUGCUUUACCUGUGA